Molecule: messenger RNA, 621 nt
Organism: Lampris incognitus (smalleye Pacific opah)
Lineage: Eukaryota; Metazoa; Chordata; Actinopteri; Lampriformes; Lampridae
Product: transcriptional regulator Myc-like
Exons: 1
Coding region: 1-621 (206 amino acids)
Biological process (GO): regulation of transcription by RNA polymerase II; positive regulation of cell population proliferation
Molecular function (GO): RNA polymerase II cis-regulatory region sequence-specific DNA binding; DNA-binding transcription factor activity, RNA polymerase II-specific; protein dimerization activity
Source: RefSeq, a predicted model, not a curated record
AUGGGGAAGGGGAAUGUGAAUGUUUGCUAUUUCUGCUGUUCCAAUCUCAUUUCAGAAGAGGAGGAAGGGGAUGAGGAGGAGGAGGACGAGGAGAUAGAUGUGGUUACCGGGAAAAAGAGGGAGUCUGUGAAGCAGUGCAGCUCCAUCUCAGUGGAGACGAGGUGUCCCAGCCUCCUCGUGUUGAAGAGGUGCCAGGUCUACCACCACUAUAAUUAUGCCGCCCACCCAUCCACGAGGUGGGAGCUGCCGGCUGUCAAGAUGCUGAAGCUGGAGAGUGUCGGCAGCCACAGCAGGGUCUUCGAACAGAUCAGCAGCAAUCGCAAGUGUUCCAAUCCCCAGACGUCAGAUACGGAAGACUACAACAAGAGAAUGACUCGUACAGUGCAUGAGGGUUGGAGGUGGAAUGAUCGCAAGUCAAUCUUGUGCGCCCUGCAAGAUGAGAUGCCGGAGGUGGCCAACGAUGAGAAGGCAGCCCAGGUGGUCAUCCUGGAGAAGGCCAGGGAGUGCAUUCACAGCAUGCAGUCGGACGAGCAGAGUAUCCUCUCAUUGAAAGAGCAGCUGAGGAGGAAAAGUGAACUCUUAAGACAGAGACUUGCACAGUUGCAGAGUUCCCGUGUUUAA